AUGGGCGACAUGGCGAACGAAAUCAAGCUGCUCUCGGGCAACAGCCACCCGAGCUUGGCUAAGGCCGUGGCCGAUCGGCUCGGCGUUGAGAUCGCAAAGACGAUGAGUUUGAAUUAUUCAAAUCAAGAAACGAGCGUCACAGUCGGCGAGUCAGUCAGAGACGAAGAUGUCUUCAUCUUGCAAUCCACCGCACCGGGCGACAUUAACGAUGGCCUGAUGGAGCUCCUCAUCAUGAUCCACGCCUGUCGUACAGCCUCCGCCCGGCGCAUCACACCGCCGUCAUACCUAAUUUCCCCUACGCCCGGCAGGAUAAGAAGGAUAAGAGUCGGGCGCCUAUCUCGGCCAAGCUUAUCGCCAAUAUGCUGCAGACCGCCGGUUGCAACCACGUCAUCACAAUGGAUCUCCACGCCUCCCAGAUCCAAGGCUUCUUCAAUGUCCCCGUGGACAAUUUAUACGCGCCGAACCCAGCGUCUUGCGAUGGAUUCGGGAGAACCUUGCCGGUCAGGAGACGGUUAUUGUCAGCCCGGACGCUGGGCUACAUCUAUAGCCGACCGUCUCGACCGAGGCUUUGCGCUCAUCCACAAGGAGCGCCCGCGCCCCAAUGUCGUGGGCAGGAUGGUGCUCGUCGGUGACGUAGUAGACAAAGUCGCAAUUCUAGUUGACGACAUGGCCGAUACUUGCGGUACUUUGGCCAAAGCAGCAGCUACGGUCAAAGACCACGGCGCCCGCGAAGUUAUCGCCGUCGUCACCCACGGCAUCCUGAGCGGCGACGCCAUCACCACCCUCAACAACAGCUGUCUGAGCCAGAUCGUCGUCACGAAUACCGUGCCCCUCGGCGACAAGGUCCAACGGUGCAAGAAGCUCCGGGUCAUCGACGUGAGCCCUACGAUAGCCGAAGCUAUCCGACGGACUCACAACGGAGAGAGUGUUAGUUUCCUAUUCACACACGCUCCGGUAUAA
This is a messenger RNA of Daldinia childiae, 960 nucleotides long. RefSeq names its product Ribose-phosphate pyrophosphokinase 2. The record is from RefSeq and is a predicted model, not a curated record. Gene Ontology annotation, molecular function: magnesium ion binding; ribose phosphate diphosphokinase activity. Bases 1 to 960 code for a protein of 319 amino acids. Lineage: Eukaryota; Fungi; Ascomycota; Sordariomycetes; Xylariales; Hypoxylaceae. The transcript is spliced from 6 exons. Gene Ontology annotation, biological process: purine nucleotide biosynthetic process; 5-phosphoribose 1-diphosphate biosynthetic process. Gene Ontology annotation, cellular component: cytoplasm; ribose phosphate diphosphokinase complex.